AUGGUGCUUCGAAGCAUCUCACUUGUUAAGUUCAAGGGCGUCAUUCUCCAGAAACCCAUGGCAAAAGCAGUGGUAGUUGGAGACUCCGUCAGCUUCUUCUGCCACGGGGUGGGACAGCCCAAGCCCAAUGUAUUCUGGGAACGGAACGGGAAGCGACUGUCCCGCCAGGACUUUGACCAGACCUACUACCUGGAGGAGAGAGACGGGAUGUCGGUGUUGGAAGUGGGGAAAGUUCAGGAGAGACGUGAUGAGGGCACCUUCUCCUGCACUGUGGAGAAUGACCUAGGCUACAGUGAAGCGGCCACAACACUUACAGUUUACAGACGGAACGAGAGACCUGAAGACUUCCCGACGAUUACGAAACAUCCUGUGGUGACGGCAGCGGCUCGGGGGGACAGGAUUCGGCUACAUUGCACCUCUAGUGACCCCACGGCCACUGUCACGUGGUACAAGGACAGGUUCCCUCUGAAGCUAACUCAAAGGGCCAAAGUCACCAUGAAAGAUGGAGCCAGUGAGCUCCGGAUCCUGAAGGCGCGGGAGUCGGACUACGGGAAGUACCACUGUUCCAUGGAAAAUCAGUCUGGCAUCGUGUAUUCCAAGAGAGCCAUGUUAUACAUACGUCGCGCCGUCAGGAAAGUGUAA
Messenger RNA from Haliotis rubra (blacklip abalone), 642 nucleotides. Its product is annotated as receptor-type tyrosine-protein phosphatase S-like. The record is from RefSeq and is a predicted model, not a curated record. The transcript is spliced from 4 exons. Lineage: Eukaryota; Metazoa; Mollusca; Gastropoda; Lepetellida; Haliotidae. Bases 1 to 642 code for a protein of 213 amino acids.